AUGAAUAUUGAAGCCUCCAAUGAGAGUGGCAGUGGGGACCUGGAUGAUGACUAUUAUUAUAAUUUACCUGACUGUGGAAAGUAUGUGUGUUCCUUCUUUACUCUCACCACACUGAUCCCUCUGACUGUCAUCUUUCUCAUAGUGAUGGUCAUUGGAAUUAUAGGGAACACCAUCACCAUUCUUAUAGUGAGAAGAUAUAAGGAGAUGAAGACCACCACGAACUUCUACUUGUCCAGCAUGGCAGUGUCUGACAUGAUUAUCUUGCUGUGCUUGCCCUUUGAUUUGUAUCGUCUUUGGAAGUCUAGACCUUGGAUUCUGGGUGGGUUCCUCUGCAAGUUCCUGCACUAUGCUAGCGAAGGUUGUACUUACUCCACUAUCCUGCACAUCACAGCGCUGAGCAUCGAGAGGUAUCUGGCCAUCUGCUUCCCACUCAAAGCCAAGGUCUUUGUCACCAAGAGGAGGGUGAAGGUGGUCAUCGGAGCCCUCUGGGUUUUUGCCAUGCUCUCAGCGGGUCCUUUCUACUUUUUGAUGGAUGAGAUUCGUGCAAAUCUAACCAAUAGUUCUGAGGACAGUAUAGAGUGUAGAUACACCCCGCAUGCCAUGAAGUCUGGACUCCUGGACAUCAUGAUGUGGGUCACCACCGUCUUCUUCUUCUUCCCCAUGUUCUGCCUUACUAUACUCUAUGGAUUCAUCGGGAAGAAGUUAUGGAAGAGCAAAGAUGAACUCAGAGGACCAAAUGCAGCUCACAGAGAGAAAUGCCACAGGCAGACUGUCCGAAUUCUAGGUAAGUGGGGCAUAUUAUCAUGUCAGUCACAACAAGCACACUUCAAUGUGCCCAUUUCAGUGUUUAAAUAGCCUGUCUGUGACCUGAUAACUCUAAAGAGGAAAUGAGAACAUUCAUAGUUUAAUAAAUUGUUACUUGAAUUUUUGUUAGCCACCUUGUUUGCUUUUAUAUACAAUUUGCAUGUUUAAUUUUGUUUCUCUGCUGUCUGCUAUAUAUAUUGAUAUUUGCCCUUUCAGUAUGGCAUCUUUAAGGACGCAGCUUCAGAACUUUAAAGGGAAUUGUGACGGAUAUGUUCCGUCAUGUGUCAUUAAGGGGUUAAAGGCAGUUUUAGCUCUGUGCUCAAAAACCCAUCACUCUUUUACUCCCAUUUACUUUAUAGUAUUUAGGUGAAUAUGUGCAAUCAUCAGUUAAUGUAUGUUUUCGUUUUACUUCACUGUAACAAUUGCAGUAAUCUGGGAGAGUAGAUGGACAGCCAAACAAAAAUGUUUGUUAAAAUUGUAUAUAACUGUUAAUUAAACCCUUUCACCCAAAUAGCUGUAGAAAAUGCAUAGAACAGGAAUGUUAACAGCAUCCAAUGAUCACACAAAUUAUUAGGCUAUUUCAGGAAACACAGUGAAGCAUGUCAAACAUUAUUGGCUAUUGUUACAAUGCUUCUAAUACAUGUUGGCAUAUAUUACUUUUAUAAGAAGACAGUCUGUAUGUUUCUGUUAGUUCGGGAAUUUGUUUUUUAAACAAAAAGUAUUUUUUCCUUACACAUUAAUUUAGCUAAAUUCACCACAAAUGUUUAGUCAAUAACACUGAGUUAUAAUGAAACUACAAUCCAAGUGGCAAAAUUUAGACUGGAAUAGCUCAGUGACUUUCUGAUGUCUGGUGAAAAUAACAUUCUAGUACUGUAUGAUAGUUAUUUAAUACAUUCUCAGAUUUAGGCAUAUCAGCAGUAUAAUCUACAAGCAAUCUUCAUUAUUGAUGGACUGGAGUUGCAGUGGCUCCGCUCUGUUGCAAUAUGGGAAAGGUAGAUUAACUGCAUACAAAAAUGAUCAAAUCUAUCUAACUAAGAAUAUGGAUAAAAUGCUUGCAUAUUUAAUUUUUUUUAAAUGGGAAAAAAAAACAUUAUUCUCAAAUAUAUGCAUCUCGCUGUACGACAAAUAAAUAUAAAAUGCCAAAAAUGACACAGUUCUUCCAAUAUUUCUUAUAUUUGAAAUGUCUAUACUGGUAUUCUGAUUUAUGUGAGUACCUUUUGCAUAAGUAAAGGUCUUAUGUUAAGUCGUACUAAACUGAAAUUCGAAUUUUCUAAAUUAUCAGGAUUAUUCACUAAAGUGAGUAUUUGAAGGGAAUUCUGAAUUUAAGGUCAAAGUAGCCAAACUGGGAGAAACGUUUAAGCCAGCUAUACAUUCUGUUUGACUACUCUGGCCUUAAAUCGGAAAUCCACUUUGUAUUCAAUUGGAAUUCUCACUUUAGUAAAUAACCCUUUAAGGCUAAAAUAGCCAAUGUGAGGCUUAGAGAUUUGGAUAUUUUUUUUCCAGAUUUGCUGUUUUUGCCAAAUAUUGCAGUUAAUAAUGGUCAUUAAUAUAAACCUUUUGCGGUACCACAUCAUCAUGCCUUGGAAAUUUCAAUAUUUAUUUGCCGUACUAUAAUUUAUUAACUUGUAAACAAACCAGAGAAAAGAUGCCCUUACCACGUCACCAGCCAUCAUCAGCCGUCACCAGGCUAGCUAUUAAUAAUAAACAACAAAAACAAGGUGUCAGUUUGAGCCACCUAAUUGAAGUUGGGAUACUAGCCAUGACUUACUAUAAACAUCGCUCUGUAUUCUGAUAUUAUGACAGUCCUAUUCUCUAAACAGCCUACCCAAUGCAGCUCCCUUUCUGCUUACUAAUAAUUGAAACUGGUGCUGUCAUCCAGUUUAAUAUCAAACCUUUUAAGUAUAGUUUUAAAUAAUGGGAGGGUCUUCUGGGUCCCAGCACUCUCAGCUAAUUGAUAUCAUCCAGGUUUGACAAAACUGACAUUUAUAAUUCCGCUUUAUAAAUGAUGUUGAGAUGGGGGAGGCCAGACCCCCAGCCUUAUGUCAAACCAAACAGUGUGCUAUUAAAAUAGGAAAUGGCGCUAGGGGUGUUCAAGCAACCUGACCACUGAAGUGAUGUGGAACAAUUAGCAGUAACAUUCCAUUGGUUUCCAUGGUGAUGAGUGCACAUUCAGAAGUCUACGUUUGAAUUUGCUUGCUGUUAUACAAAGCCUAAUAAAUGUUACAAGCUAGAGUGACACGCCAUGCUUAUUCCUUGGUGGGUUUGAUAAUCUUUUACAAAAGAGAAUAGUUACAAAUCAUAAUGGCAGAUAUUUGCCAGGGGAGGGUCUAACAGAUGUCUCUAAUUAUGUUUGUUUCUAAUGGAAUCAAAAUUGAUUUUCUAAACCUGUGCCUCUUAUUUUUUUUUGUCUUUAAGUGGUGGUUGUUUUGGCUUUCAUAAUCUGCUGGCUGCCUUUUCAUAUGGGAAGAAUCAUCUUUGUGAGCACAGAAGACAUUCGUACAAUGGUAUUCUCUCAGUAUUUCAACUUGGUUGCUAUGCAGCUUUUCUACCUAAGUGCAUCCAUCAACCCAAUACUAUACAAUGUCAUCUCAAAGAAGUAUCGAGCUGCGGCCUACAAGCUCCUCAUGUCUCGCUCAUCAGAAAAAAGGGCUUAUAAUGUUAUCAGUGAAUAUACCGUAGGAAGUACAGAGAUCAGCACUUGUAUCCAAAGUGAAUAUGCCACACACAGCAGACGAAGUAGACACCAGCCAUUCACGUCCCCAGAAAAUGGUCCAAGAAAUCUUCUAUAUUUUCUAAAGCCAUUUCCAAAAAGGAAUUGUGACUCUGCUUCACUGAGUUCACCGCAAAAUCAGCCCAUAUAG
Molecule: messenger RNA, 3665 nt
Organism: Pelobates cultripes (western spadefoot toad)
Lineage: Eukaryota; Metazoa; Chordata; Amphibia; Anura; Pelobatidae
Source: the annotation of a GenBank genome assembly